UACGUAUCCCAAAAGGCUUGGCGAGGCGCCGCUGACUGGUGCAAGCCAGGCGGGCUACGGCGUGAGGACGUUCAGGGACGCUGGCGCGCGGGAUUUAAACUGGGCGGUUUACGCGGCGUCAAAACCCCGUAGGAUUGGCAGAGUUGUACCUUCUUGCCGUUUGGUGUGUUUUUUCCGGCGCAUCUGCGGACUGCGCAAUGGAGUCGUCGCUUCAGGACCGCUUGUUCCCCGGUCUCGACAUCAAGAUCCAACGCAGUAAUGGCUUAAUUCACAGUGCCAGUAUAAGGACUGUGGACCUGGAGAAAGCCUGUGUUUCGGUGGAAUGGACGGAAGGAGGUGCCACAAAGGGCAAAGAGAUUGAUUUUGAUGAUGUGGCAGCAAUAAACCCAGAACUCUUACAGCUUCUUCCCUUACACCCGAAGGAUAACCUGCCCCUGCAGGUGAAUGUAACGAGACAAAAACGCAGAUCAGUCAACUCCAAAAUUCCCGCUCCAAAGGAAGGUCUCCGAAGCCGCUCCACUCGCAUGUCCACUGUCUCAGAGGGUCGCAUCACCACUCAGGAAAAUAAUAUGGAGGUGGAGCUGCCUGCACCCGCAAACCCCCGAAGGCACUUUUCAGUUCCCACUGGCCCUCCUAGGAACGCCUGCCCUGCGGUGGCUGAAACACCAUUUCCGAUGGUCAGCGAGGAGGUGGAAGAGCAAGUCCAUUCCAUUCAAGGCAGCUCUUCUGCAAACCCUGUGAGCUCAGUUCGGAGGAAAUCGUGUAUUGUGAAGGAAAUGGAAAAAAUGAAGAACAAACGAGAAGAGAAGAGGGCCCAGAACUCUGAAAUGAGAAUGAAGCGAGCUCAGGAGUAUGACAACAGCUUUCCAAACUGGGAAUUUGCCCGGAUGAUUAAAGAAUUUCGGGCUACUUUGGAUUGCCAUCCACUUAAUAUGACUGAUCCUAUCGAAGAGCAUAGGAUAUGCGUUUGUGUUAGGAAACGCCCACUGAAUAAACAAGAACUGGCCAAGAAAGAAAUAGAUGUGAUUUCUGUUCCUAGCAAGUGUCUGCUCUUUGUACACGAGCCCAAGUUAAAAGUGGACUUAACAAAGUAUCUGGAGAACCAGGCGUUCUGCUUUGACUUUGCAUUUGAUGAAACAGCUUCAAAUGAGGUCGUCUAUAGGUUCACAGCAAGGCCACUGGUACACACAAUUUUCCAAGGUGGAAAAGCAACCUGUUUUGCAUAUGGUCAGACAGGAAGUGGCAAGACACACACAAUGGGUGGAAACCUCUAUGGGAAAGCCCAGAAUGCAUCCAAAGGAAUCUAUGCGAUGGCCUCCCACGACGUCUUCCUCCUGAAGAAUCAGCCCCGUUACCGGAACCUGGGCCUGGAAGUCUAUGUGACAUUCUUUGAGAUUUAUAACGGGAAGCUGUUCGACCUGCUCAACAAAAAGGCCAAGCUGCGAGUGCUGGAGGACGGGAAGCAGCAGGUGCAGGUGCUGGGGCUGCAGGAGCACCCGGUGAGCUGUGCUGACGACGUCAUCAAGAUGAUCGACAUAGGAAGUGCCUGCAGGACCUCGGGGCAGACAUUUGCCAACUCCAACUCUUCCCGCUCCCAUGCCUGCUUCCAGAUUCUUCUUCGAGCCAAAGGGAGAGUGCAUGGCAAGUUCUCUUUGGUGGAUCUGGCAGGGAAUGAACGAGGUGCGGACACUUCCAGUGCUGACCGGCAGACCCGCAUGGAAGGCGCAGAAAUCAACAAAAGUCUCCUGGCUCUGAAGGAGUGCAUCAGGGCCCUGGGACAGAACAAGGCUCACACCCCAUUCCGAGAGAGCAAGCUGACACAGGUGCUGCGGGACUCCUUUAUCGGAGAGAACUCAAGGACCUGUAUGAUUGCCAUGAUCUCACCAGGCAUAAGCUCCUGUGAAUACACUUUAAAUACACUAAGAUAUGCAGACAGGGUCAAGGAGCUGAGCCCCCACAGUGGGCCCAUUGGGGAGCAGCCAGUUCAGAUGGAAAUAGAAGAGACAGAAGCCAGCUCGAAUGGCUCCCUGACCGCAGACAAUUUUUCCAAGGAAGAAGAAGAAGAACUGUCUUCCCAGAUGUCCAGCUUUAAUGAAGCCAUGACCCAGAUCAGGGAGCUGGAGGAGAGGGCUGUGGAAGAGCUGAAGGAGAUUAUACAGCAAGGGCCAGGCUGGCUUGAGCUCUCCGAGAUGACUGAACAGCCAGACUAUGACCUGGAGACCUUUGUGAACAAGGCAGAGUCUGCCCUGGCCCAGCAAGCCAAGCACUUCUCAGCCCUGCAAGAUACCAUCAAGGCCUUGCGUCUGGCCAUGCAGCUGGAAGAGCAGGCCAGCAAACAAAUGAGCAGCAAGAAACGGCCCCAGUGACGACUGCAAAUAAAGAUGCUUGGUUUCACGCCAGCCUUUCACCAUCUAACCCCUCCCCGGGAACUUUGGGCUCAGGUUCUGAGCUGAAACAGGCUUUGGUAAAUGCCAAGUAUUGGGGCAUCAGGGCCGGACAGACGGGGAGGGCAUCAGAGUGAGAGGGACACUCCUUUUCCUCAACUGGAGCCUUGAAGGGAGCAAGGAUGGGAGAAUGGGACUUUUAACUAUCCGGUGUGGCCCUUCUCUCCCAGUGGGGAAGGCUGGUGGCACAGAGUUUUCCCUCGGUCUGCAUUCUGCCUGUGUGGACUGGCCACUGGUGGAGGGCUCCCUGGGGUUGUCCUGGCUCUGGGCAGAGGCAAGGAACCUUAGUUCCGUUCUGCUGGCUGUGGUCUGCCAUCCACACCCUUGGUCUGGGCACUAAUAUGUCUUGUAUUUUAGAAGUUUCUAGAACCUCUUCCUUGCUGUUUUUUUAGAUCCAAGAGAAUCUUGGCUUGUUUUCUGUGUUGUGUUUUUACAUUGUGUCUAACAAUAAAGAACCGGGAAAAA
Molecule: messenger RNA, 2909 nt
Organism: Phyllostomus discolor (pale spear-nosed bat)
Lineage: Eukaryota; Metazoa; Chordata; Mammalia; Chiroptera; Phyllostomidae
Gene: KIF2C
Product: kinesin family member 2C
Exons: 21
Coding region: 198-2366 (722 amino acids)
Biological process (GO): microtubule-based movement
Molecular function (GO): microtubule binding; microtubule motor activity; ATP binding
Source: RefSeq, a predicted model, not a curated record